Eruca vesicaria subsp. sativa (arugula) is the source of this 2703-nucleotide messenger RNA. Lineage: Eukaryota; Viridiplantae; Streptophyta; Magnoliopsida; Brassicales; Brassicaceae. The record is from the annotation of a GenBank genome assembly.
AUGACCAGAGCAGUUGUUUCACUCCAUGGUUCUCUAACGAAGAACAUUAUUUCAUACCGAAGAGUUCCUGUCUUUUCUUACUUUACUGAUUUCGUGAAACAAGUGAACUCAGUUAGCACAACGAACUUUUCGUUUGUUUACAAAGAAUGUGCGAAGCAAGGAGCAGUAGAGGUAGGCAAGCAAGCUCAUGCUCACAUGAUACUAUCUGGGUUUCGUCCCACUACUUUCGUGCUGAACUGUCUGCUGCAAGUCUACACUAACUCUAAAGACUUACUCUCUGCUUCCAAGUUGUUCGAUAGAAUGCCUCUGAGAGAUGUUGUUUCGUGGAACACAAUGAUAACUUGUUAUUCAAAGAGUAAAGAUAUGGUAAAAGCGAAUUCUUUUUUUGAUAUGAUGCCUGAGAGAGAUGUUGUGUCAUGGAACUCAAUGCUUUCUGGGUAUUUGCAAAACGGUGAGAGUUUUAAAUCUGUUGAGGUUUUCGUUGAGAUGGGGAGAGCAGGUGUUGGGUUUGACUGUAGAACGUUUGCUGUGGUCUUGAAAGCAUGUUCGUGUUUAGAGGAUAAUAGUUUAGGAAUGCAGAUUCAUGGGGUUGUUGUUAGAGUGGGUUGUGAUACUGAUGUGGUUGCUGCAAGUGCGUUGUUGGAUAUGUAUGCAAAGUGUAAGAGAUUUGACGAGUCGGUUAGAGUGUUUCAAGGUAUUCCGGUGAAGAACUCUGUGUCUUGGAGUGCUGUAAUCGCGGGCUGUGUUCAGAAUAACUUGUUGUCUUUAGCUUUGAUGUUUUUCAAGGAGAUGCAAAAGGUGGGUGGUGGAGUGAGCCAGUCGAUUUACGCUAGCGUCUUGAGGUCAUGCGCUGCGUUGUCUGAGUUGAGGUUAGGUGGUCAGUUACAUGCUCAUGCGUUAAAAUCUGAUUUUGCAGCGGAUGGGAUAGUGAGAACGGCGACUUUGGAUAUGUAUGCGAAGUGUGAUAAUAUGCAAGAUGCUCAGAUUUUGUUUGACAAGUCAGAAAAUCUUAAUAGGCAAUCUUAUAACGCAAUGAUUACUGGUUAUUCGCAGGAAGAGCAUGGUUUCAAGGCUCUACUUGUGUUUCACCGGCUCAUGUUAUCAGGUCUUGGGUUCGACGAAAUAAGUUUGUCAGGAGUGUUCAGGGCUUGUGCCUUGGUGAAAGGUCUUUCAGAAGGUCUUCAGGUUUACGGUUUAGCGGUGAAAAGCAACUUGUCAGUAGAUGUCUGCGUUGCAAAUGCUGCGAUUGACAUGUAUGGGAAAUGCCAAGCUCUGGGUGAAGCCUUUCGUGUAUUUGAUGAUAUGAGAAGAAGAGAUGCUGUUUCUUGGAAUGCGAUUAUAGCAGCACAUGAACAGAACGGGAAAGGAUAUGAAACGCUUUCUCUUUUUGUCUCAAUGCUCCGCGCUAGUAUCGAACCUGAUGAGUUUACUUUUGGAAGCGUUUUGAAAGCUUGCGCUGGUGUUUCUUUGGGCAACGGUAUGGAGAUUCAUUCCAACGUUGUUAAGUUAGGAAUGGCUUCAAAUUCCUCCGUUGGAUGCUCUCUGAUCGAUAUGUAUUCAAAGUGUGGAAUGAUAGAAGAGGCAGAGAAGAUACAUAGUCGGUUGUUUCUUCGAGGCAAUGUUCCUGAAGAGGUUGAAAAGAUGCACAACAAGAGACUACAAGAACUCUGUGUUUCAUGGAAUUCAAUCAUUUCAGGAUAUGUAACGAAGGAACAGAGUGAAGAUGCUCAGAUGCUUUUUACUCGGAUGAUGGAGAUGGGCAUAACUCCUGACAAGUUCACUUAUGCAACGGUUCUUGAUACCUGCGCGAACCUAGCUUCAGCUGGAUUAGGCAAACAGAUUCAUGCUCAGGUCAUCAAGAAAGAAUUGCAGUCUGAUGUCUAUGUCUGCAGCACCCUCGUUGACAUGUACUCGAAAUGUGGAGAUCUCCAUGAUUCAAGGUUAAUGUUUGAGAAGGCCCUGAAGAGAGAUUUCGUGACGUGGAACGCCAUGAUCAGCGGGUAUGCACACCACGGGAAAGGAGAGGAAGCUAUAAAACUGUUUGAGAGAAUGAUACUCGAAGACAUCAAACCGAAUCAUAUAACUUUCAUAUCUAUACUCCGAGCUUGUGCUCACAUGGGUCUAGUAGAGAAAGGACUAGAGUAUUUCGACAUGAUGAAGACGGAAUAUGACUUGGAUCCUCAGCUACCUCAUUACUCGAACAUGGUGGAUAUCUUGGGAAAAUCAGGGAAAGUUGAGAAAGCAUUGAAGCUUAUUCGAGAGAUGCCGUUCGAAGGAGACGAUGUUAUAUGGAGGACGUUAUUAGGAGUCUGCGCAAUACAUAGAAACAAUGUAGAGAUUGCUGAAGAAGCAACAGCUGCUCUGUUGAGAUUGGAUCCACAAGACUCUUCAGCUUAUACUCUUUUAUCGAAUGUAUAUGCAGAUGCAGGAAUGUGGGAAAAGGUUUCGGACAUGAGGAGAAGUAUGAGAAGAUUUAAGCUUAAGAAGGAGCCUGGUUGUAGUUGGGUUGAGCUCAAAGAUGAGCUUCACGUGUUUUUCAUUGCAGAUAAGGCUCAUCCUAGAUGGGAAGAGAUCUACGAAGAGAUUGGUUUGAUCUACAGUGAAAUGAAAUCGUUUGAUGAUUCGUCUUUGGUGCCUGAGGCCAAUGGUAUUACUGCUAAAUGUGUUGUAGGGAGUGGAGCUCACUAUGACCGAAGCGACUAG